CGUAGUUUCCAAAAUCUGUUCUUGGUUGGUUUGCCUCCAUAAGCCAGUAUUAUUCAAGAAACCCAAUCGCCAUUUCUUCCGUUAACCACAACCUGUCUCUUACUCAUUAGACGUCUUCUGUGACAGAAUUCUUCAACCAGGAUGCAGGUUACGACUCUAAGGGCGAAUUUGCGUAAUCUUAUGCAGCGGUUUGUGCGGUCGCGUCUUGCAAUAUCGACUCAGAAUGGAAUUCGCAAGGCACGCUUCGUCACAGUGUCUGCCGACGGUGCAAUGGCUCCAGCUGCUGCAAUUGAAAAGCCAGUAUCUCCUUCAAAAGAAGAAACGGCGGCGAAGGCCGUUGCUAGCUCGACACGUCCCAUUUACAUGGACUUUCAAGCUACGACUCCAGUAGAUUUUCGCGUCCUUGACAAAAUGAUGCCUUACUUGACGGGUGUAUUUGGAAAUCCACACAGUAGAACACAUGCUUACGGCUGGGAAUCCGAAAAAGCCGUUGAACGAGCUCGGGCUCAAGUCGCCAGCGUGAUUAACGCGGAUCCAAAAGAAAUCAUCUUUACUUCAGGCGCUACGGAAUCGAACAAUAUGCUUAUCAAAGGUAUUGCAAGGUUUUACCGAAGCAAAAAGAAACAUAUCAUUACCGUUACAACGGAACACAAGUGUGUUUUAGACUCUGCCCGUGUCUUGCAGGAGCAAGGCUUCGAUGUAACGUAUCUUCCCGUUAAACAGAACGGUCUUAUCGAUCUGAAUGAACUGGAACAGGCUAUUCGGCCGGAUACCGCAUUGGUUUCGGUUAUGGCUGUCAACAAUGAAAUCGGUGUUAUUCAACCCUUGGAACAGAUCGGUAAGCUCUGCCGACGCAAGAAAGUGUUUUUCCAUUCCGACUGCGCACAAGCAUUUGGCAAGAUUGAUCUGGACGUGAACAAAAUGAACAUUGACUGCAUGUCUAUUUCUGCUCACAAAAUUUAUGCUCCCAAAGGAAUUGGUGCCGCCUACAUCCGCCGUCGUCCCCGUGUUCGCAUUGAGCCUUUGAUCAACGGCGGAGGCCAGGAGCGCGGUUUGCGCAGCGGCACGCUUUCUCCCCCUUUGGUCGUUGCGUUCGGUGAAGCUGCUCGCAUCUGCAAAGAAGAAAUGGCUUAUGAUCACGCCCACAUUUCCAGGCUUUCAAAACGUCUUCGUGACGGCUUGCUGUCUAUUCCUUACACUUACUUGAAUGGUGAUGCUGAUGCUCGAUUCCCUGGCUGCGUUAAUAUCUCUUUCGCAUACGUUGAGGGCGAGUCACUUUUAAUGGCACUAAAUGAUGUUGCAUUGUCUUCUGGAUCCGCAUGUACCUCAGCAUCCUUGGAGCCUUCAUACGUUCUUCGUUCCAUUGGUCAAAGUGAUGAGAAUGCUCACAGUUCCAUCCGCUUUGGUAUUGGUCGCUUUACCACAGAAGCCGAGAUUGACUACACAGUCAAUCUUGUAAAGCAAAAAAUUGAUUUCUUGCGCGAACUGAGUCCUUUAUGGGAUCUUGUCCAAGAAGGCGUUGAUCUCAGUACGAUUGAGUGGAGCGCCCAUUAAUGAUCUUUCUUGUUUUCUUUUGUCGCCACUUGUGCUCACCCGUUAGUUUUUGGAUUUACUUAUAGAUGUCUGCUUUUAUUCUCUUUUUUUUCUAUGAAAUACUUUUUGUCCAAGAGGAUUAUGAAUACCCGGUUUACUGAGAUGAACAAGAAAAGGAAGACACUGUUGGCGUAGACCAAGCUGCUAUGUCGCAUGAACGACACUUUAGAUCUCAUUAGCAGAACAUUAAAAUUAACCCAGACACGCGUAUUUGACCGAGAUUUUCGUCUUUUCGUUUACAUCAAGGUUUUCAGCGUGCACAAAUUAUCGAUUGCUGUUUUGUUACGUUUCAUUUUCCGCUUGGUAAUACAGGUCAAAGAGCUCUUCCGUGUAUUUAAAGCAUUCUUUCCCCCAAAUGGAAAGGGCACUGGUCUUAUCGCUGCCGUUGUACAUCUCACUGUUGGCAAACACACGGAGGACCUCUCGAUGAAAUUGUUCGAAUGUGAAAAUAACACCGUCUUUUAUUUGGGUCUUGAUUGUUCUAAGAUCUUGGGGAAGGCGAACAAGACUUGCAUAAUCUGGGGCCUCUUUUGGAUUAACGGGAUGACUGAAUGGGGUUCCGGAACGAUGGUUGGAAAUGUUGUCGAUCAUAUUCAUCAUUAUAUUUUGAAGUCGUUUCUGUUUUAGCUCCUGUCUCCGCAACUGUCGUCCGGAGAUUGGAGGUGUCGGUGUAGCCUUCGGCACAGGAGUUUGGGCCUUGCUUUUUGCUGUGGAUAAUGCUACAAUUUUGGUGUCACAUUUAUGAAUUUCAUCAAUCAAUUUUGAAAUGAGACGAGACCUAACUUUGUCCUUCACCGCUGUCGGGCUCGGUUGAUCUUCAGCUUCCUCUAAUUUUGUAUGCAGCGCGUCCUUUACCCUGUCAUAUUGCUCUGCACUUGGUGUCUGUAUGGUGAACGGGUUUUGAGCCAGUUCACUUUUGACUGUGUCUUCUGACCAAUCUGGAUGACUCUGUGUGAUAGUGAUGUAUACAAGUAAAUUUACAUCGUCACAGAGGUCCAUGGAAAUCUCGUAAAUAUUUAUUCGUCAAUUAUUAAUCUUAAAUAUUCGCUUUUGAACCGGCGGAGCGUUGUUGUUUAUAUAUAUGUAUGAUCCAAAAAGCGAGACGUAUAGCCACUGCGUAGCCCCAAGGUCUCGU
Messenger RNA from Schizosaccharomyces japonicus yFS275, 2728 nucleotides. Its product is annotated as cysteine desulfurase Nfs1. Gene Ontology annotation, biological process: mitochondrial tRNA thio-modification; tRNA wobble uridine modification; iron-sulfur cluster assembly. The transcript has a single exon. The coding region runs from base 142 to 1554 and encodes 470 amino acids. Gene Ontology annotation, molecular function: cysteine desulfurase activity; pyridoxal phosphate binding. NCBI's taxonomy places the organism in Eukaryota, Fungi, Ascomycota, Schizosaccharomycetes, Schizosaccharomycetales, Schizosaccharomycetaceae. Gene Ontology annotation, cellular component: mitochondrion; L-cysteine desulfurase complex; nucleus. The record is from RefSeq and is a predicted model, not a curated record.